UUCACGUAGCAUGUCGUAAAAAAAAAAAAAGAGCUAUCGUUUGUUUUCAAAGUAGCAGACUUUCAUGUGCAUUGAUAUCCUGACUGUGGUGCGUUUUAAAUUGUGUAUUGUAUUUGUGAUUAUGCAGGAUGCCUCUUCAGUCGAGUCUGUACACUUUAACAACAUGGUGGACGUCGUGUAGGCUCUGAGGAGCCAGAGAAUGAGGAAAACCUUUAGCAAAACAAGCACGAAAAUGGCAACUUACAACGCCGAAGUCGCUGCAGGGCAUUCUGUCUUGGUGGAGGUGAGUCCAGACAUCCACAUCUGCGGCUUCUGCAAACAGCAGUACAAUAAUUUCGAGGUGUUUCUCGCCCACAAGCAAAAUGGAUGCUCUCUGCCCACCUCCGACACAUCAACAACUACCACACUUCCAGAUCCCAGCACUGAGUUUGUAUUUGAAGAAACGUACCAGUCGUGCGUUCGGAGAGGUGUCAAAAAGAUCCUGACCAAAGCGCAGAAAACACCUUCGAAAAAAUUGAAACCGGCCCUGACUUCAAAGAGACACAGCUGCUGUUUCUCAGGUUGCACUUUUAAGACACAGUAUGGCCAAAAAGACAUGGAGCGGCAUCUUAAAACCCACACCGGCGAGAAGCCGUUUGAGUGUGAGCUGUGCCACAAGCGCUUCAGUCGGCGGGACAAGCUCAACAUGCACAGCCGCUCGCACACGGGCGAGAAGCCGCACAAGUGUAAACACUGUCCGUACGCGGCGGCGGACAGCAGCAGCCUGAAGAAACACCUGCGCAUCCACUACGACGAGCGGCCUUUUAAGUGCCAGAUCUGCCCGUACGCAAGCCGCAACUCCAGCCAGCUCACUGUUCAUCUCCGCUCACACACCGGGGAUUCACCUUUCCAGUGCUCGCAAUGCGACGCAAAGUUCAAAAUCAACUCCGACCUGAAGAGGCACGUCCGCAUCCACUCGGGCGAAAAGCCUUACAAGUGCGACUUCUGCGAUUACCGCUGCGCCAUGAAGGGCAACCUGAAAUCCCACGUCCAGAUCAAACACAACUCCGGGGACUCGCUCAAAUGCGGCCACUGCGACUUUCAGUGCGCCAGCAAGACUGCUCUGCGGCAGCACACCCGAGAGCACCAGCCGGUUCAGCCCAUGCAGUGCUCCAAGUGCACUUACUCGUGCACCAGCAAGGGGGCGCUCAAAGUCCACGAGAGGAUCCACUCGGAGGAGCGGCCCUUUAAGUGCGACUUCUGCAACUUCGCCUCCAAGCAGCGCAGCAAUCUGGUCAUCCACAAAAAGAAGUGUCACUCGGAUAAGCCCGAGAAGGGCGGCAAACUAGGAGGGAAGAGCGGAGGGGGCGAUCCUCCGAAAAUGCCCGCGGGCUCCAGGUAUCGGGCGAAGCUGGAAGCGGCUCGAGCUUUCUGCUGUGACUCGUGCGACGCCUCUUUUGUGAGGGAGGACUCUCUGCGGAGCCACAAGAAGCAGCACAGAGAGGCUCAGAGUGUGUUGCAGCUGCAGGCCUGCACCCCGCCCGAUGCCGUCAACAUGGUUCCUGUCGCGACGUCGCAAAACGGCGCCCAGCUCCAUGUUCCUCUCCAGUCCGACUCGAUGGCUCCUUACAGCAGCGCGCAGCUCAAAAUAAUUGUAUCGCACCCUCUCAGCCAGGAGAACACUUUAAUCCCAGCCGCUGUGGAUGCUCAAAGUAAAACCAACAUGGUUCUGCUGAGUCCAGAAAGCCAGGACAUGGUGGUGAACUCUAUGAUCCAUCAAGUCAACCUUUUAGCGCCGAUUCAACCCCUCGGCUCCUCCCAAGCCGCAGAAGCCGCCAUUGAACCUCAGGCGGUUCUUUUGACGCAGCUCGCUCCCGACGACGCCAGCAGCCAGCUCCACCAGGCGCUGCUGCACACGGCCAUAACGGCUCAGGACUCCGGCGGCGGCUCCCAGACCUUCAUCACAACCUGCUCCGAACUGGAGGGACUCAACGCUCUGAUCCAGGAGGGCGGCACAGAGGUGACGGUGGUGACGGAAGGGAACACCGCCUUGGUUAUGAAUCCCCCCGACAUGGUGUGCGGACCGUCGGGAGAGCCAGCUCAGAGGACAGUCCGGGUGCAGGAGAGUGCCUUAACCUGUGAGGAAAGUGCGUUGCUCGUGCCAAACAUCACUCUGAGCAGCCAGAACGUCGUCAUCCACAGCGUUCCUCUCAUAGUGUCCACACAGGCUCAGCAGCUCUCUCCUCACACACUCUAUUCAGAUUCACACACACUUGAAUGAGGAGAGGGUUUGCUGUUUUCUCAGAGUCAAAGACUGUAAACUGCAUCAUAAGCUAUUUCUUCACCAGUAAGAACUCUUAGGACUAAGGUUGCGUACAGUAUGUGCAAGCCUUUAUCAACAACACCUUUUUGUUUCUAGAGAUUUCAUCAUGAAUUACUUCAGUAAAAAUACUGUUUACUUUGGAAUUAAUUGUUGUAGUAGCACCACAGUUUAAUCCUAAUUGUGUCAUGUUUAGCACCAAAUAUGACAAUCCAUCAGUUGGGCAUCAUCUCAUGCUCUAUUUUUAGGUGUAAUUUUGUAUACAUAGACAAUAAAUCAACUGAAUUAAUUCUUCAAUUUCAGGUUACAUCUCAAAGUAGUAAAAGAAAAUAAAGAAUGGAGCUAAAAAACUCAACUUGAAAUUGAAUGUCUGUGCCAUGAAUGUCUCCGUUUUGUCCAGUAGGUGGCGGCAGAGUUACACAAUUAACAGGUAAGUUUACGUUGAGGUUUGGAGUACCACUGUCUUGAAGUAUUGAUUCUACACUUUAUUUUAUGUGCAGCUUAAAGGAAAUUAACAUUUCCAAGUCCCCAUUCUGAAUCUAAAAAGUAGAUGUCUUAUGUUAUAGGAAACAUCAGGCCGAAUGUCAAGGUUGUCCUUUCUGAAAGGCAUGCAACUCUCCCAAUGGAUUUUCAAUAAAGUGCCUUGAAUCUA
Molecule: messenger RNA, 2951 nt
Organism: Labrus mixtus (cuckoo wrasse)
Lineage: Eukaryota; Metazoa; Chordata; Actinopteri; Labriformes; Labridae
Gene: zfp64
Product: zinc finger protein 64 homolog (mouse)
Exons: 6
Coding region: 200-2260 (686 amino acids)
Biological process (GO): regulation of gene expression
Cellular component (GO): nucleus
Source: RefSeq, a predicted model, not a curated record